AUGAAGUUGAUUGAUUUUGGCCUUUCCGAUUUUGUUAAACCAGGUAUUUUACAGAUUUUUGCUAAGUAUCACCCUACAAGAGUUCUCACAAUUGUGUAUCAACCAUUUGCACUUGUAACAAUUGCCAUAUUUACAUACCAUGAAGCAAAAGUUAACACUAGGCUGCGCAACUUAACUGGUUAUAUCUUGUUUUCCUAUUUUAGAUUGAAAUUUUCAGCACUGAAAGGUUCCAUACAGUUGGACGUUGCUACAUCUGGAAAAGGAGGGAUUGGAGUUUAUAUUGGUAUAUGCGUUAUAAGUGCAGCGUUUGGUCUCUCUGAUGCUUUGGUUGAGGGGGGAAUUGUGGGUGACUUGUCCAUGAUGUCCCCAGAAUUCCUUCAGUUUAAGCUGCUAGCAUCAAACGGAGAAAGUCACAUAUCGUUCGACAACUUUCGAAUGGCCCUAUUACAAAAUGCAACCGAGUCAAUGAAGGAGAGUAAGGUUAUUGAUAUCUUAAAUGUGGCAAGGCAUCCAUUCCUGCUGCCAUUUUUUUUGCAGUUGCUAAGUUUCUUUUGUAUGCCUCCACCAUUACCAUUACUACAGAAUUUAUAUGCUGCAGUUGUGAACAGAAUUUUCUGA
Messenger RNA from Zingiber officinale, 618 nucleotides. RefSeq names its product equilibrative nucleotide transporter 2-like. The record is from RefSeq and is a predicted model, not a curated record. The coding region runs from base 1 to 618 and encodes 205 amino acids. Lineage: Eukaryota; Viridiplantae; Streptophyta; Magnoliopsida; Zingiberales; Zingiberaceae. Gene Ontology annotation, biological process: nucleoside transmembrane transport. The transcript is spliced from 6 exons. Gene Ontology annotation, cellular component: plasma membrane. Gene Ontology annotation, molecular function: nucleoside transmembrane transporter activity.